Messenger RNA from Boeremia exigua, 6507 nucleotides. RefSeq names its product beta--glucan synthase. The transcript is spliced from 4 exons. Gene Ontology annotation, molecular function: 1,3-beta-D-glucan synthase activity. NCBI's taxonomy places the organism in Eukaryota, Fungi, Ascomycota, Dothideomycetes, Pleosporales, Didymellaceae. The record is from RefSeq and is a predicted model, not a curated record. Gene Ontology annotation, biological process: fungal-type cell wall polysaccharide biosynthetic process; (1->3)-beta-D-glucan biosynthetic process. Bases 292 to 6171 code for a protein of 1959 amino acids. Gene Ontology annotation, cellular component: plasma membrane; 1,3-beta-D-glucan synthase complex.
CGCCUCUACCCUCGCUAGAUCAUCACAACAACGCCCCGGCCUCCUUCCCAGGAAACCAGCUGUCCAGCACCGGCUGUGCACCUAAUCGACUUCGAUCCUGGGCCUCACCGUCCCGCCACCCUCAUUCACCUCGCCCCCGGCGACUCCACUGCCUUGCUCUCCGCACCACGCUCGCCUUCGCCGCAGCACCCGCCCCGACCUACACGGCGCCCUUAAUACUACUUUUUGACAUUGCCGCCUGUAAUGCCCAUUGUUUGAGUUUCCCCAUCGCAACCUCAAUCUUCCCGCACGAUGUCCGGACAUCCGCAGGGAGGCCAGUACGAUGAUGGCUACGCCCAUCAGGGCCAGGGCCAGGCCCAGCCGCACGGCCAGGACUCGUACUACCACGAUGACCAGCAGUACGGCCAGUACCACGACGAUGCCCGCGGCCAGCAGGGCCAGUAUCAGCAGAACGGCAACGACGCCUACUAUGACGAGCAGGGCUACUACGACGGCCAGCACCCUCAGCAGAACGGCGGGUAUUACGAUGAUCACAACGGUCAGCAGAAUUACCAGGAUGAAUACUACAACGACCAGUACUACGACCAAGGCGGUGCUCAGGAUGGGUACGCCCCGAACGCACAGGGUGGCCAGCCUAGACGCCGCCCGAACGACAACGAGGAGGACUCUGAGACCUUCAGCGACUUCACUAUGAGAUCCGACAUGGCCCGCGCAACCGACAUGGACUACUACGGCCGCGGCGAUGAAAGGUACAACAGCUACAACGGCGGCGAUGGCCAGCGUGGCUACCGCCCUCCUUCCUCGCAAGUCUCGUACGGUGGCAACCGCUCUUCAGGUGCCUCAACUCCCAUCUACGGCAUGGACUACUCGAACGCCCUUCCUGCCGGACAGCGCUCCCGCGAACCCUACCCCGCUUGGACCACAGAGGCUCAAAUCCCUUGCACAAAAGAGGAGAUUGAGGAUAUCUUCCUCGACCUCACUGCCAAGUUUGGUUUCCAGCGUGACAGCAUGAGGAACAUGUACGACCAUCUCAUGACUUUGCUCGACUCGCGUGCAUCGCGCAUGUCGCCCAACCAGGCUCUCCUCUCCCUCCACGCAGAUUACAUUGGUGGCGAGAACGCCAAUUACCGCCGAUGGUACUUUGCUGCUCAUCUCGAUCUCGACGAUGCUGUCGGUUUCGCCAACAUGAACCUUGGAAAGGCCGGCCGUAGGACGCGCAAGGCCCGCAAGGCCGCAAAGAAGAAGGCUGGCGAGAACCCUGAGAACGAAGCCGAGACUCUUGAGGCUUACGAGGGCGACAACAGUCUGGAAGCCGCCGAGUACCGCUGGAAGACAAGGAUGAACAGCAUGUCGCAGCACGACCGUGUUCGCCAGGUCGCCCUCUACCUGCUCUGCUGGGGUGAAGCCAACCAGGUUCGUUUCAUGCCUGAGUUGCUCUGCUUCAUCUUCAAGUGCGCAGACGACUACGUCAACUCUCCCGCUGGCCAAGCUCAGACCGAACCUAUUGAGGAGUUCACAUACCUGAACGAAAUCAUCACCCCUCUGUACCAGUACUGCCGUGAUCAAGGUUACGAGAUUGCCGACGGCAAGUACGUCCGCCGUGAGCGCGACCACUCUUCCAUCAUUGGAUACGACGACAUCAACCAGCUGUUCUGGUACCCUGAGGGUCUCGAGCGCAUCGUGUUCGAGGACAAGUCCCGCAUGGUCGAUCUCCCUCCCGCUGAUCGUUACGCAAAGCUUAAGGACGUCAUCUGGAAGAAGGUUUUCUUCAAGACAUACUAUGAGCGCCGCUCGUGGUUCCAUAUGCUGGUUAACUUCAACCGUAUCUGGGUCAUCCACUUGUCAGCUUUCUGGUUCUACACCGUCUUCAACUCUCAACCUCUCUACACUCCAAAGUACGAGCAGCAACUGGAUAACCGCCCCGACAAGGCUCUUGUUAUGUCCGCUGUCGCGCUCGGUGGAGCUGUCGCCGCAUUGAUCAACGUCCUCGCUACCUGCAUAGAGUGGAUCUACGUUCCCCGCAAGUGGGCUGGUGCUCAGCACUUGACCAAGCGUCUUCUGUUCCUCAUCGUGGUUUUGGUAAUCAACGUCGGGCCUAGUGCCUACAUUUUCUUCGUUUCCACAAAGGGAACGAUCGCCAACGUGUUGGGUGGUGUUCAACUAACCAUCGCCUUCAUCACCUACAUCUUCUUCUCGAUCAUGCCCCUCGGUGGUCUCUUUGGAAGCUAUCUGACUCGCAACUCGCGCAAGUACGUUGCCAGUCAGACCUUCACAGCCAGCUACCCUCGCCUCAAGGGUAAUGACAAGUGGAUGUCUUAUGGCCUCUGGGUUCUGGUCUUUGGCGCCAAGCUCGCCGAGUCCUACUUCUUCUUGACUUUGUCGAUCAAGGACCCCAUCCGUAUCUUGUCGCACAUGAAGAAACCUGAAUGCCUUGGAGAUGCCAUCUUCGGAGAUAUUCUGUGCAAGUACCAACCCAGGAUCUUGCUCGGUCUCAUGUACUUCAUGGAUUUGAUUCUCUUUUUCCUGGAUUCUUAUCUGUGGUACAUCAUUGCCAACAUGUUGUUCUCCGUGUCCCGAUCCUUCUACCUUGGUGUCUCUAUCUGGACUCCUUGGAGGAACAUUUUCUCUCGUCUGCCGAAGCGUAUCUACUCGAAGGUCCUCGCCACCACAGACAUGGAGAUCAAGUACAAGCCUAAGGUCCUGAUCUCCCAGAUCUGGAACGCUGUCAUCAUCUCCAUGUACCGCGAGCAUCUCCUUGCUAUCGACCACGUCCAGAAGUUGCUGUACCACCAGGUUCCUUCUGAGCAAGAAGGCAAGCGCACUCUCCGCGCUCCUACUUUCUUCGUCUCACAGGAAGAUCACUCAUUCAAGACCGAGUUCUUCCCCGCUCAGAGCGAGGCCGAGCGUCGUAUUUCUUUCUUCGCUCAGUCUCUGUCUACGCCUAUCCCCGAGCCUCUGCCUGUUGACAACAUGCCUACAUUCACCGUCAUGAUUCCUCACUACGGAGAGAAGAUUCUUCUUUCGCUCCGCGAGAUCAUCCGUGAAGACGAGCCAUACUCUCGUGUUACCCUCCUCGAGUAUCUCAAGCAGCUUCAUCCUCACGAAUGGGACUGCUUCGUCAAGGACACCAAGAUUCUUGCGGACGAGACCUCACAGUUUAACGGAGACGAUGAGAAGGGCGAGAAGGAUACCGCUAAGAGCAAGAUUGACGAUCUCCCCUUCUACUGCAUUGGUUUCAAGUCUGCCGCUCCCGAGUACACCCUCCGAACCCGUAUCUGGGCCUCGCUCCGCUCUCAGACUCUCUACCGCACUAUUUCUGGCUUCAUGAACUACAGCCGUGCGAUCAAGCUUCUCUACCGUGUUGAGAACCCCGAGGUUGUUCAGAUGUUUGGUGGCAACUCGGACAAGCUGGAGCGCGAGCUCGAACGCAUGGCGAGGCGCAAGUACAAGAUCUGUGUUUCUAUGCAGCGAUACGCCAAGUUUUCUAAGGAGGAGCGCGAGAACACCGAGUUCCUGCUCCGUGCAUACCCCGAUCUUCAAAUUGCCUACCUGGACGAGGAGCCGCCUGUCAACGAGGGUGACGAGCCCCGCAUCUACUCUGCUCUGAUCGAUGGCCACUCUGAGAUCAUGGAAGAGAACGGUCUGCGUCGACCCAAGUUCCGCGUUCAGCUUUCCGGUAACCCCAUUCUUGGUGAUGGAAAGUCCGACAACCAGAACCACGCUAUUAUCUUCUACCGUGGUGAAUACAUCCAGGUUAUCGACGCCAAUCAGGACAACUACCUCGAGGAGUGCCUGAAGAUCCGCAGCGUUCUCGCUGAGUUCGAAGAGAUGACUACCGACAAUGUUUCUCCCUACACCCCCGGUCUUCCCAACACCAACUUCAACCCCGUCGCUAUUCUCGGAGCCCGUGAAUACAUUUUCUCUGAGAACAUUGGUAUUCUCGGUGACGUUGCCGCCGGAAAGGAACAGACAUUCGGUACUAUGUUCGCCCGUACCCUGGCUCAGAUUGGUGGUAAGCUCCAUUACGGUCAUCCCGAUUUCCUCAAUGGUAUCUUCAUGACAACUCGUGGUGGUAUAUCCAAGGCUCAGAAGGGUCUCCAUCUCAACGAAGAUAUUUACGCCGGUAUGACCGCUCUCCUCCGUGGUGGUCGCAUCAAGCACUGCGAGUACUACCAGUGUGGUAAGGGUCGUGAUUUGGGUUUCGGUUCCGUCCUCAACUUCACUACCAAGAUUGGUACUGGUAUGGGUGAGCAGAUGUUGUCUCGCGAGUACUACUACAUGGGCACCCAGCUGCCUCUCGAUCGUUUCCUGUCGUUCUACUACGCCCAUCCCGGUUUCCACGUCAACAACAUGUUCAUUAUGUUGUCGGUGCAAAGCUUCAUGUUCGUCCUCAUCCACUUGGGAGCGCUCAACCACGAGACCAUUCUCUGUCAGUUCGACAAGGACCUCCCGAUCACAGACCCCCAAUGGCCUAACGGCUGUGCCAACUUGGUUCCCGUCUUUGACUGGGUCGCACGUUGUAUCAUGUCCAUUUUCAUCGUCUUUUUCAUCGCUUUCGUGCCUCUUGUCGUCCAAGAGCUGACUGAGCGUGGUUUCUGGCGCGCUGCUACUCGUCUGGCCAAGCACUUCUCGUCUGGAUCGCCUUUCUUCGAGGUUUUCGUUAUCCAGAUCUACGCAAACUCACUCCAGACUAACUUGUCCUUCGGAGGUGCUCGUUACAUUGGUACUGGCCGUGGUUUCGCCACUGCUCGCAUUCCCUUCGGUAUCCUUUACUCCCGUUUCGCUGGACCUUCAAUUUAUCUGGGAGCUCGUUCCCUGAUGAUGUUGGUCUUUGCAACGAUCACCGUUUGGGGUCCAUGGCUCAUCUACUUCUGGGCGUCCCUGUUGUCUCUCUGCCUCGCGCCGUUCCUCUUCAACCCUCACCAGUUCUCUUGGGACGAUUUCUUCACCGACUACAGGGAAUACCUCCGCUGGUUGUCUCGUGGAAACACCCGUUCCCACAGCGCCUCUUGGAUCGGUUACUGCCGUCUGUCCCGAACACGUAUCACUGGUUACAAGCGCAAGGCUCUUGGAGAUCCAUCUGCCAAGCUCUCUGGAGAUGCUCCUCGUGCACCUUUCACCAACAUCUUCCUGGCUGAGGUUCUCGGUCCCCUGGUCUUGGUAGCUGUCACUGUCAUCCCUUACCUUUUCAUCAACGCGCAGACUGGUGUACCCAACCGCAACACAGAGUUCGACUCGGAGACACUCAGCGAUGGACAAAACACUCCACCAGCUUCUGGUGCUCUGGUCCGUAUCGCCGUCAUCGCUUUCGGUCCUAUUGCCGUCAAUGCUGGUGUUCUCGCGGGUCUUUUCGGCUUGGCCUGUUGCGCGGGUCCUCUCCUCGGCAUGUGCUGUAAGAAGUUCGGUGCUGUUCUUGCCGCCAUCGCUCACGCCAUCGCCGUCAUCAUGCUCUUGGUCUUCUUCGUCGUCAUGAUGUUCUUGGAAGGCUUCAGUUUCCCUAGGGCACUUUCUGGUAUGAUCGCCGUUGUCGCCAUCCAGCGUUUCUUCUUCAAGCUUAUUAUCACGCUCGCUCUCACCCGUGAGUUCAAGUCUGAUACUUCUAACAUCGCCUGGUGGACCGGCAAAUGGUACACGAUGGGAUGGCACACUCUUUCCCAGCCUGGCCGUGAAUUCCUCUGCAAGAUCACCGAGCUCGGAUUCUUCGCUGCCGACUUCAUUCUGGGACACGUCUUGCUUUUCUUCAUGCUUCCCAUGCUCCUGGUUCCCUAUGCCGACACAUUCCACUCGGUGGCGCUGUUCUGGCUGCGACCAAGUCGUCAAAUCCGUCCUCCGAUCUACUCGCUGAAGCAGACCAAGCUUCGCAAGCGCAGAGUGGUUCGUUACGCCAUUCUGUACUUCGUGCUUCUUGUCGUCUUCCUCGCUCUUAUUGUCGGUCCCAUUGUGGCUGGCAAGCAAAUCAAGCUCGCACUCGAUCUGCCCAUGGAGCUUCUCCAGCCCACAGGAUACAGCAACAACGACACGUCGGCCUCCACGACUGGCACUUGUAUCACGAACCCGUGCCCAGGGUACCGGGGUGGUCAAGAGGGUCAAGACUCUGGAGAUUCUAGCGAUUCGGCUGCGGCCUCAUCAACAGAAGCAGCUCGCCGCUUCCGUCGUUACAUGGCGUAUUAAAAGUUGGUGACAACUGGCUGAUGAGGAGAAGUCAACAGCCCUGACAUUUUGCAUUUGUACAACAUGGGCGGAAGCAUAGCGUGGAGACCUGGUCGGUCCCGUAACGAUUAUAAUAUUCGACUUGGCCUUUGUUUUUGUUUGGGGUUGAGUGGAGCUAGAUGCACUUCAACCUCUCUUUUGGCACCAUUACUCCGUUAGAAUCGCGGACUUUGCACAUAUCUACGAUGGGAUCGUUUUGGUUCAUGGGACGGCGAAUAUGUUAGAAGAGACUGCAACACAUUUUAAAUACAUGAAGAUUUCAAUUUCAACUGUUUCUUUUGAGUGAUAAUGUGUUUA